CAAAUUCUACCACGAAUGCGUGCAUUGCCAAUAGAUUGCCAAAAGAACAUUGCAGUUUGCCUGGAAGAAAUAAUGAAGGAACUCACCCAAGUUCGAUUUCAGGUUAACAUCCUCGCAGAGAACAGAACAUCGUUGAGAUCUAAGAAUUGCGCUGAGCUGUACAAAUCUGGUCGAAGGGUCAGCGGUGUCUACACAAUCGACCCAGAUGGUUCAGGCGCCUUUGAUGUAUAUUGUGACCAAACUACAGCUGGUGGGGGAUGGACAGUGGUCCAGAAGAGAAUGGAUGGCUCUGUCGAUUUUAACCGCACCUGGGAUGACUACAAACAUGGCUUUGGUAACUUGGUUGGUGAAUUUUGGCUCGGACUGGACAAGAUAAACCGCCUAACCCGAAACAAGACAAAAAACAAGCUUCGAAUAGAUCUAGGUGUAGAAACUGGCAAAACUGUUCACCAUGAGUAUGGCUGGUUUGGGAUUGGGACCGAGACAGCUAAGUACCGUCUAUACCUUGGUGAUAUCAUAAGAACAGAUGGCAGUGUUUCCUCUGAUUCCCUCAGUCAUCUCAGAGAUCUCGUUUUUGGUACCUGGGAUAAGAUUCCUGCUGAUUGUGCUCAAAAUAGAGGAGGAGGCUGGUGGUAUGAAAACAGCAGUGCUGGAUGUGCUGUUUUGUCAAAUCUCAAUGGUAUUUAUCCGCGUUGUGGAAAAGAAACCUUGGCCGCUAUCCACUGGGGUUACUUAGAUUCUGCCAAUGCCGAGAGAAGCGCUCCGACAUCAACUGAAAUGAAAAUUAGACCAGUAGAAUUUAUGCACGUGGCUUGAAGUCUACACAUAUGAAAUGUGCAUCUGCUUAAUUGACGCUGUUUGGAUUAACUUUUUCGAUCUCUUCACUUCAAUAGGUUCAGUUUU
This is a messenger RNA of Pocillopora damicornis (cauliflower coral), 903 nucleotides long. RefSeq names its product angiopoietin-related protein 7. The record is from RefSeq and is a predicted model, not a curated record. Lineage: Eukaryota; Metazoa; Cnidaria; Anthozoa; Scleractinia; Pocilloporidae.